This is a messenger RNA of Fusarium mangiferae, 2244 nucleotides long. RefSeq lists its product as uncharacterized. The coding region runs from base 1 to 2244 and encodes 747 amino acids. The record is from RefSeq and is a predicted model, not a curated record. NCBI's taxonomy places the organism in Eukaryota, Fungi, Ascomycota, Sordariomycetes, Hypocreales, Nectriaceae. The transcript has 2 exons.
AUGGGCUUCUUUAGCAAUAUCUUUGCGCGAAAGAAUAGCAACAGGCCUUCGCUCAAGGGUCAAGCGUACAAUUCGACUGUGGCUUCAAUCCCACCAAUUCAAGGGACAUACCCAGUCGCUGGAAAUGGACCAAAUGUAUUGGAUCAGCUGCAACGAGCAGCCAGAAAACGCAGCCAAGCCCAAUUAUCAACGAUAUCACAAGAUCCUGCAGCGCCACCUCCCAUGGUCCCCCGAUUCAGAGGCCCAUCUCCCUCCCGCCCAACAACAGCUCCAAACCAAGCCAACAGUCUCUCGUCCCGUCCGCUCUCCCUCUCGCGAAGCAUACGAAGCUCCAAUUCAGCAUGGAGUGUUCCAGAGCGACCAACACGAGGCCGCGAACGACCACCGCCCGUACCUUCAAUUCCAACACACCAUCGUCGCGAGAGCUCAACAGAUUCAGCACAUGAUAAGCGGAAUUCGUUUAUAGACAUUCUCGAUGCGCAGGGAGAAUUCAGGCCUUCCAACUUUAGAUCGCGGGUGGCUGCUUCGGGGGCGAGGGAGUAUGGGGAGGACGUUGCGGAGAGGAAUAUUGGUGAGAAUUGUGUGAACCUUAACAGUGCUGCUGCUCAAGCCUUUUAUCGACUUUCUGGAGGGAGGGAGCUGCAGUCGUUUGAGUAUGAAGAAGAAGAGGAUGAUUCUGCGCCUGCGCCGGGUGUUCCGCAUGGCGAUCUAGGGACGAUACGGGAGGCUUGGUCAAGACCGUCGAGUUCAUCAGCUUGGAGGUCAUUUUCGGGAUCAAUUGGUAAUGAUCUGCUAAGAUCCGGAAAGUCGAAUCGACGAGAGUCACAAUCGAACCUCAACCCAGGAACAUUAUCGAUGCGGGAUCGGAGAAGGUCCUUCAAUGCAUUUGCUUCUCCAUCAGAAACCGAACCUCAACCGCGCAAACCAAGGCCCAUGAGUCUCCAUCCUUCGCUAUCCAGUGGCUUAACAUACGAGACUUCAUCUUCACCACCGCCAGUUCAAAGAUCUCGACCAAAGACGAGUGAAGGCCGAAGCCGAGGAAGGAGUUUCAGUCGUGUCGAGAUUGAUACGGUUGACGAGGCGUUUGAUGAAGCUGCGCCGUGCCCAAUCAUCCCAGCGCAAUUCAGACCAGACAAGCGAGCAAGUGUAUACCUUGAACCGAAUUACCGGUAUGACCGGAACGAUGUCCAUCAUCCUCGUCCAGAGUCAUAUCACGGAGGCUCGACGCUCUCAUCUUAUCCCCGAAGCGAACUGUCACAGCCUUCACGCCCAUCGAGCUCUUCAUCAAUCGACAAACCAUUUCCUCGAUCUCGCACAAUGGCCAGCGUUGCUCUACGAAACCAACGUCUAGACGAUAUAAACGAACACAUUCCUGUGCGGACAUCUUCUCUCAAUGUCAGUUCACAGGCAAACAUCACUCCUACAACGCAGUCAUCUGGUUUCUCGAGCAUCCAAUACCCCGCUGGUCAUCAUACGCCAAGCACAUCUGUCGAUGCAUCUCUACCACCAUCGAUCAAGAUACGCCCUGAGCACGAGCACACUCAGCAUAACUCACCUGGGGAUGACUAUUCCGCCGAGACACUUGUUCCAUCAAGGAUGGACAUCGAGCAACAUCUCGGCCAUCCCAUUACAACCGAUCACGACAUGGAUCUGUACCUCUCCGAUGCAAGCGAGGACUCCAUAGACUCCUUCGUCGCAUGGAAAGAGAAGCGUCGCGACGGCGAAGGACUCCUUAUGAAGGACAACUACGGCAUGUCAGGCGACGGUCUCCCAGGCAUAUACGAACCCCUCCCCAUCCUCAAAGCUCCCGCCUCACCACCCCCAAUCCCCAUAAUCCCCUCUGCACCAGUCUCCAAACGUCCCAAAACACCAAAAAGCCCAAAGAGUCCCCAACGACCGCGCACACGAAGCAACAGAUCCACACCACGCCGCACCCGCCAAUCCCGCAGUCGCACAACAACACCUCGUCGAACACGCCAAGUCUCUACCUCUGAAGACCCAGACUCCGAUUCAUUCUGGGAGAGCGACGCCCCCGUUGCACCGGGUUUUGUGUCCCUCGCAGAUUUGGGCAUUGAUCUUCAUGAGAUAGGGUGGGAUCAGUACGGUCUUACGGAAGCGGAUGAUGCAAAGGUCGAUAUACAGACUGCUAUUAAACUGCGCAAGGCGAUGGAGAUGAGGAAGAAGCAGCAGCAGCAGCAGCAGAGGGUUGAUGAUGAGGGGUGUGCGGCGGAUGUGGAAGAUUAA